CGCUUUACGUGCUUGCGUCACAGGGUAAUUUCUGUCGAGACCGCGCGUAACCUAGACGUUCAAGACUUUGUUGAAUGCAGUUGCAAAAAAGCUCGAUUUAGAUAUUUUGAUAUUCGAAAAUUGCUAGCUAACUCGAUAUUUUUCGUCUUUGCUUCGCGUUUGUGGAUACAAUCAAGGUGUCAGCAGUUUUGUACGGUAGAUCUAAAACCAUCAGCUUAAAUUCGCUGCUGAUCAACGAGGAUCGAAGACAAGAUAACACCACCACCAUCAUCAUCAUCAUCGAAAAUUGACGUCUGGACUAAAUAAUACACGGUUAAGCUUCAUUUUAGCUAAACUAUGAUCUAAUCGUCGAAAAAUCUCGUUGUUUGUUUAGUAUUACAGUUUUGAUGACGAGACUACUCCGAGCAUAUGGCAAACCUUCCUUCGGUUAUGCGGUAGCUUAUUAGUUAUCCGUUAAAUUCAAAAGCAACGAGACCUGCAUAUAUUUUCCACUGGAAGAAAUUUCACUUUUCCUCAAAGUGACUAGCACGAUAAUUAGCAGGAAAUUAAACAACCAACACCAAGAACAACCCAACUUUGUGGUACUAACGUUAAGUUACCGCACCAUGUUGGGUAUUAUGGACCAUCACCAAGACACCGUCCGGAAUUGUAAAACGGAGGCUUUGCCUCCAGAGCGUAAAAAGAGGACCGUGGAGGAUUUCAAUAAGUUUUGCAGCUUUGUCCUGGCCUAUGCUGGGUACAUUCCACCUCAGAAAGAGGAGAGUUCAUGGUCUCCAUCUUCAUCUCCAUGUGCGCACGAGCUUUCUGAGCUCUCGGGCGAAGGGUCUGUGAAGGAUGGCUGGACAGAUGCACACUCCAGCCUUGACAACAUUCACGGUUUGGUCCACAAAGCUGAGACAGACAGGAGCAGCAGCAGUAUAGAGUUCAGCCAUCUUCAGUCGGACAGCUCCUUAGACAAGAUGAGAUUGAAAGACUCUCUGAACCAGAUCCAUCUGCAUAGUAAAGCUGAGCGGAAGAAGGUGAAGAAACUCGGCCGCUUCUCUUUAGGAGGGCCGAGAAAAAGCAUCUCUGAGGCAAGAGCGCACAAACAAUCGAAAGCGGCACUAAAGAAAAUGAAGAGAUCGGUAAAGCCCGAGAGACACUUUCCAUCCACAAGCCCUUUGAACGAAGGGCUACAAAAGGAGGAGGAGCUAACAGAACAGACCGUUGACAUGCAUGAGGCGGGGCUUAAACUGGAGUCCAAUCCAGAAACAGACCUGAGCUCUUGCGAAACUGACACAUUGGUGACUGAUGAGGAUAUCAUGGUAGAGUCUGGUGAUGAUUCGUGGGAUUUGAUUACGUGUUAUUGUGGGAAGCCAUUUGCUGGACGUCCCAUGAUUGAAUGUGACGAGUGCUCCAUAUGGGUCCAUCUCUCCUGCGCUAAGAUUAAGAAGUCCAAUGUACCUGAUAUUUUCUACUGCUACAGAUGCAGGGACUCUCGGGGCUCCACGGUCAAAAGAGACCACUGAGAAUAAAUGUAUGGGAGCAGAUCCUGUGUGUGUAUUUAAAUAAAUGAGGCGUUCUCAUACCUGUACUUUUUACUUUUCCGAUUAAUCUUAAUUAGUUUCUGUUAAAUUAAAAAAAAAAAGAUUUCUAUAACCCCAUUUCUUCUCCUUUCGUUCUGUGUUGAAAGGCUGGUCUCGGUUUAAACGUUUUUCAGGUAGAAGGUUAUACUAAAACACAUGCACUUAUUUGCACUACUGUAUGUCAAGAUGGUUGAAUCUCACAAAACGUGUCAAAGAACAUUAACCAUAUUUUAGGAUGAAUACGAUUUUUUAUUUUCUUGACAUUUCACAACGUUUAUCCCAAAGUUUUCAUAUCUGAGUCCAAAUACCAUGUACAAAGCAUCCAUUAAAACAGCUCUUUCCAGCAAAGAGGUGUCGUUCUAAUCCAGUAUUUUUUCCGUCUCGUCCGUGGGGGCCAUUUAACACAGGUCUAGCACUAAACAGGCACACCUUAUUUGGGUCAUAGAGCAAUGUAUGAAACACUUAAUGAGUGCAAACAGGAGUGGUAGAUAAGGGACACCUCCAGCUCAGAUCUGUACAACUUUCAAAACACUGUUGAAAUCAAUGUCUUUUUUUUUUUAUUUUUAUAAGUAACGUUUUCAGUCUCGUGAUGAAUAUCCUCACUUGUUACAGGAUGUUUUCAUAUUAACCUUUGACCAUUGUAAAGCAGAUAGCGUAUUUAGUUUCCCUGCUUGAUUUGUGUUAAUUGUACAUUCUGUCAAAAACGAGGGUAGAUUUGGGUUUUUGAUGUUAAGACUGAAAACAGAGUUUGCUCCUUAUUUUGUUAAUGUGUCCUGCGUGUAAAUAAUACAUGUAUGUACAGGUGUAUAUGUUUGAAAGAUGAGGAAAUGCUAUAUUUUUCUGACCAUUUACAGCAGUGAAUUCUGAAACAAUAAAUGUUCUUUCAAAGUCAA
Messenger RNA from Puntigrus tetrazona (Sumatra barb), 2458 nucleotides. RefSeq names its product PHD finger protein 23a (gene phf23a). Bases 606 to 1508 code for a protein of 300 amino acids. Lineage: Eukaryota; Metazoa; Chordata; Actinopteri; Cypriniformes; Cyprinidae. Gene Ontology annotation, biological process: negative regulation of autophagosome assembly; positive regulation of protein ubiquitination; negative regulation of autophagosome maturation. The transcript has 5 exons. The record is from RefSeq and is a predicted model, not a curated record.